Cuscuta campestris is the source of this 1038-nucleotide messenger RNA. Lineage: Eukaryota; Viridiplantae; Streptophyta; Magnoliopsida; Solanales; Convolvulaceae. The record is from the annotation of a GenBank genome assembly.
AGGGAGUAAUAUAUACUUUUCUUGAACAAAAUAUAUAGGGGUAUGUGUGUGUGUGUGUAUAUAUAUAUAUAUACUUUUCUUCCUUCUAUCAUAUAAAUUUUAUACUUUUCUUCCAACACCUCAUAUUCUUUAUCUUAUUUCUUUAUAUACUAGGCUAAAAUUUUACAAGAAUAUGAUCAUUCUUAUAUAAUUGAAAAUAUAGUGAGAUAUAUUACAAUCAAUUCUUUAUCAGGUUAGUUGAUAAAUGUCAAAAAGGCGAGAUUGGAUGGGAAGACGUUUGAUGGAAAACGGGUGGAUUAAUCCAGAAUUUUUAUACGGUGUGGAGGAGUUCAUUAAAGUGGCAUUUGCAGAUAACCAAGAUAUGGUAAAGUGUCCAUGUAAGAAGUGUCGGUUAAGAUUUUUUAUGGCUUCAACAAAAAUUGACAAGCAUUUGCGGAAGAAUGGUUUCAUGGAGGAUUAUGAGAUUUGGUAUUGUCAUGGUGAAAGAGGUGGGAGAAAGAAAGCCAUAGCACAAAAAGUUUAUCGUUACCUCCCCAUUACCGAUCGCUUAAAGCUAAAGAGCUGCAUGAGCGAAGGCCGUGUCGACUCCCAGGUCCCGCCACCGCCUCCGCUGCAGAGAUCUCGCCGAUGCAAGAGUCCACGCACAAUUGUCGCUGAAGGACACAGCAGCAGCGGACAGAGGGUUAGUCCGCAGUCCAUUAUCCGCGUGCAGUUAGCCGCCACUCGGAUACUGCGAAGGGGUCGAGAUCAGGGAAAACCGGGCCGUGGACGUGGAUCAAAUCAGGGACGUAGAACCCAAGCACGUGACCAACAAAAUUCACGCGAGCAGCAAGAAGGAGGUGAGAAGUCUGGAAAACCGAAGGAAAAAGCAAGGAUCGCACCAAAGUACAAUGCUUCAGGUGUGAUCAAUAUGGGCACUUUGCCUCAAGUUGCCCACAACGCAAGAUAAAACAAGGCGAGGUACAUCUGACCGAGGCAAACGAAAACGACCAGCGACUCUUCAUGGUGAGAAGCAUUCAAGAAACUGUGUUCUUGAAU